GCCAAGGGCAGGGGGCUCUCCUCUUCUCCCACCUCUUCGUGAUCCCACCGCCGUCCGACGCCGCUGCCGCUGCCGCCGUCCGCCGACAUGGCCUUCUUCGCGCGGGCGCUGCGGCACUCCGAUCCGUACCUGCGGUCGCGGGCCUCUCCCGCCUUCGCCGCGUCGUGCCGCCGCUGGAUCUCCCCGACGGCCGCGGCGGGGUCGCCGGAGGCCGGCGCGGCCGUGGCGCCCGCGGACCCGGAGACGCUGCCCCCGCGGGAGCCGGUGGGCGGGGCGCGCGUGGAGCUCCCCAGGAACCCGGAGGACGCGCUCGAGGUGUUCGUGGACGGGCACGCCGUGCGGAUCCCCAAGGGGUUCACGGUGCUCCAGGCCUGCGAGGUCGCCGGCGUCGACAUCCCGCGGUUCUGCUACCACAGCCGCCUCUCCAUCGCCGGCAACUGCCGCAUGUGCCUCGUCGAGGUCGAGAAGUCGCCCAAGCCCGUCGCCUCCUGCGCCAUGCCCGCUCUUCCAGGGAUGAAGAUUAAGACAAACACACCGGUAGCAAAGAAGGCCAGGGAGGGUGUCAUGGAGUUCCUGUUGAUGAAUCAUCCACUGGACUGCCCAAUCUGUGAUCAGGGUGGGGAGUGUGACUUACAGGAUCAGUCUAUGGCAUUUGGGGCUGACCGCGGUCGGUUCACUGAGAUGAAGCGGUCAGUUGUGGACAAAAAUUUGGGCCCAUUGGUAAAGACGGUAAUGACCCGUUGCAUCCAAUGUACAAGGUGUGUCAGAUUUGCUACUGAGGUUGCUGGUGUCCAAGACUUGGGUAUGUUAGGUCGCGGCAGUGGUGAAGAAAUCGGAACAUAUGUUGAGAAACUUAUGUCAAGUGAACUCUCUGGAAAUGUUAUCGAUAUCUGCCCAGUUGGAGCCCUUACGUCCAAACCAUUUGCAUUUAAAGCUAGGAACUGGGAGCUGAAGGGCACUGAGACUAUUGAUGUUACUGAUGCAGUAGGUUCAAACAUAAGAGUUGACAGUAGAGGUCCUGAAGUUAUGCGCAUCGUUCCACGUCUCAAUGAGGAUAUCAAUGAGGAAUGGAUAUCUGACAAAACACGGUUUUGUUAUGAUGGUUUGAAGAGGCAAAGGCUAAAUGAUCCCAUGAUCCGUGGUCCUGAUGGCAGGUUUAAGGCAGUGACAUGGCGGGAUGCUCUCGCAGUUGUUGCUGAGGUUUUGCAACAAGUUAAACCAGAAGAAAUCACUGGCGUUGCUGGUAAACUUUCUGAUGCGGAAUCCAUGAUGGCACUGAAAGAUUUUGUUAACAAAAUGGGUUCGGAUAAGGUGCUUUGUGAGGGAAAUGGUCCAAAUCCUCCUGCCGAUCUGCGAUCAAACUACCUGAUGAAUACUAGCAUUGCCAGGCUCGAGAAAGCUGAUGCCAUCCUUUUAGUUGGUACACAGCCAAGAGUGGAAGCUGCUAUCGUUAAUGCAAGAAUCCGGAAGACUGUUAGAGCAACACAAGCAAAGGUUGCUUAUAUUGGCCCUCCGACUGACUUCAACUAUGACCAUGAGCAUCUUGGCACUGGACCACAGACCCUUGUUGAGAUUGCAGAGGGUCGCCAUUCCUUCUGUUCAACGCUGCAGUCUUCUAAGAAUCCUGUCAUCAUUGCUGGGGCUGGGUUAUUUGAACGGGAAGAUCAAGAUGCUCUUUUCUCAACAAUAGAGAGUGUAGCCAAAAAAUUCAAUGUGGUUAGACCAGAUUGGAAUGGGCUCAAUGUUCUAUUGCUCCAUGCUGCACAAGCUGCUGCGCUCGAUCUUGGCCUUGUUGCUAAUCCUACAGAGAGCAUUAAGUCUGCAAAGUUUCUAUAUCUGAUGGGAGCAGAUGAUGUAAGCUUGGACAAGGUUCCAGAUGAUGCAUUUGUUGUUUACCAGGGUCACCAUGGUGACAAGGCUGUAUAUAGGGCCAAUGUUAUCCUGCCAUCAUCAGCAUUCAGCGAGAAAGAAGGCACCUAUGAGAACACUGAGGGAUGCACUCAGUGGACAAUCCCAGCUGUUCCUACUGUAGGUGAUGCUAGGGAUGACUGGAAGAUCAUCCGUGCUCUCUCUGAGGUUGCUGGGGCUCAGCUUCCUUAUGAUAGCCUCUCAGGUGUGAGGGAUCGGAUUAGCAUGGUAGCGCCAAAUCUUGUACAUGUGGAUGAGAGGGAGCCAUGCACUAUUUCCUCUGAAGUGAAGCCUCCAGUGAAGCAACAAGUGAGCUCUACUCCAUUCAAAACUGUUGUGGAGAACUUCUAUAUGACCGAUGCAAUCACGAGAGCUUCAAAGAUAAUGGCCCAAUGCAGUGCAACAUUGUUGAAGAAGUGAGCUCUACACCUUCCUAAAGCUAAUCAUCGGCAGAAAAGAUUUUAGUUCCUCGUUUUUGCUCCAAAUUUCCCGGGUCGUUGCAUGUUUGGUGGGAAAUUGGAGUAUAAUUCGGACUGCCCUUAGAUUUGAAGAGCAGCAAAACUUGAUCUGUGCAUUUUUAUGUGUUGUGUAUGAGAAGCAGAGCAUACUCAAUAAGCUUGUUGUCCUUCUGAACCAUGCAACAUCCACAGGCAAUAUUGUUCCCUUAGUGUUUGCUCUUUUUGUUGUGAACCAACUGUUCU
This is a messenger RNA of Oryza brachyantha (malo sina), 2609 nucleotides long. RefSeq names its product NADH dehydrogenase [ubiquinone] iron-sulfur protein 1, mitochondrial. Lineage: Eukaryota; Viridiplantae; Streptophyta; Magnoliopsida; Poales; Poaceae. Gene Ontology annotation, biological process: ATP synthesis coupled electron transport. Gene Ontology annotation, cellular component: membrane. Bases 88 to 2328 code for a protein of 746 amino acids. Gene Ontology annotation, molecular function: iron-sulfur cluster binding; NADH dehydrogenase (ubiquinone) activity. The record is from RefSeq and is a predicted model, not a curated record. The transcript is spliced from 5 exons.